ACAUCCCUCUCUAGAUUCUCACGUGAUGCCUUUCAAGACUCAAGCUUCUGGUGUAUUCAUUUCUCUAACGAGAACGUGAGGCUUUGGUGUUACUCCCCUCGACCAUGGAUGCGACUAAAAGCGUCUCCCCACUGUGGUACAGGAGGACCAAACCCCUGGGGAAGGUGAGGCAACGGGUUCAAGAGCUCCGAAUCCCUUCUUUCUCGUGUCACGACUUCACGGCCAUCAGGCCCCGGCUGGACCUGAGCCACAAUGAGAGCGCUCGCCUUGCGGCCGACCGCCUGCUCAGCCACGGGCUGCAGGGAUACCAGGAGGUGCUGAACGCUGAAGGAGAAGUGGAUUUUCUCUCCGAGUUGGACAAGAAUUACAUCCUGGAAAAGGGGAGAGACAGCAAUGCAGGUUAUGGUGACACAAGCACUGCAUAUGAAGAGGAAGAAGAGUUUGAAAGUUUAUCUACUGGCUGCCAUUCUUGCUCACGGCGCUCUUCGCUGUCAGUGUCCGCAGACAGUGACACAAUUGUGGAAGAGGGGAACCAGAGCGGCCUAAAAGACCUGGAUGAUCCUGGGGUUGAGGUGUUUUUCCAGCCUGACCGCAGCGCAGCAGGCAUGAAAGACCUGGUCAGACAGUUCAUCAGCAAGGCAAAACUGGCUCUGGCCAUAGUGAUGGACACCUUCAGCGACACGGAGCUGCUGUGUGAUCUUCUGGAGGCGAGCAAGACGAGAAACGUGUCAGUUCAUCUCCUGCUGGAUCAGCUCAACCUCAGCGUGUUUCUCAACAUGUGGCAGGACCUCAAGCUCAACAGCAAUAACUUCCCUAAGUUGUCAGUACGCAGUGUCCACGGAGAGACGUACUGUGCUAAGACGGGCAGGAAGCUGACAGGUCAGAUCUCUGAGAGCUUCAUCAUCACUGACUGGACUGAGGUGCUGACGGGUUCAUACAGCUUCACUUGGCUGUCCUGGCAGGUCCACCGGAGUCUUGCUGUUCUCAUAAAGGGCAGCUCAGUCACAUCUUUCCUUCAGGAGUUUCACAGACUCUACUCCAGCUCAGAGCCGGUCGCCGGCUUCGUCAGCUUCAUCACCGUGCCACACACUCUUGCUCAUUCCUCCAAAUCACAGACGGCUCACAACAUCAACACUUCUGACAGUAUGCGGAUUUCAAAUAAGACCAAACCAGCAAGUGUGUGGGCUGUGGAGGACUGGGAAAACACCCAGACAAAAGCUUCAGGGUCACUUUUAUGUUGUCAGCAGAGCCAAGAAGUGAGGUGUGGAGAGGGCGGUGACCAGGCCGUGAGAGCCGGUUUACACACACAACUGCACCAGUCAGGAGAAGGUUAUAAGAUGCAGAAUGUUUGUGUGGACAAGUAUCAGCACACAGCGGGAGCUCUCUCUACUCAGCUCGGUGGAAGGUCAAAUGUGGAGCCACCAGGGAGGAAUCAGGCCCACGUGGACAGUCGCUCCAUCCUUCUCAAUCAGACCCUCUUCUCAGGCGUUCAGUCUCAGCUCGCCGGCGUUGUGAUUAAUCCCCCAGCUGAGAGGAAUCUGACUGCUCAAGCUUCGGGAACUCAUCUAAGGCCUCAGCUGCAACAGGGCUCCACAUUGUAUCUGACAAGUGGCAAGCAACACCUGCAAACGUACAAUUUCCAGCAGAUGAGUCCCCCUCCCAGACUCCACUGGCCCCCCAGGGUUUAUCCGUCUGCAGGGCCCAGACCGGUGCUGCGACACAACUCUUUCAGCAGCACCUACGUGGCCGGACAGCGGGCCUGGAGACCACUCCACACCAACAUGGACGCAUCGCUGGGAAGAAGCAACAGUAUGACUGACAGGUGGACGGCAGACUUCAGAGGAAUGGGCCUUUACCCAAACACCAGAUAG
Messenger RNA from Cololabis saira (Pacific saury), 1871 nucleotides. Its product is annotated as protein FAM83A-like. Bases 105 to 1871 code for a protein of 588 amino acids. The transcript has 6 exons. Lineage: Eukaryota; Metazoa; Chordata; Actinopteri; Beloniformes; Belonidae. Gene Ontology annotation, biological process: epidermal growth factor receptor signaling pathway. The record is from RefSeq and is a predicted model, not a curated record.